This is a messenger RNA of Eremothecium gossypii ATCC 10895, 1089 nucleotides long. It is a transcript of the gene SFC1, whose product is annotated as Sfc1p. The transcript has a single exon. NCBI's taxonomy places the organism in Eukaryota, Fungi, Ascomycota, Saccharomycetes, Saccharomycetales, Saccharomycetaceae. The record is from RefSeq and is marked provisional. Gene Ontology annotation, biological process: succinate transport; transmembrane transport; fumarate transport. The coding region runs from base 1 to 1089 and encodes 362 amino acids.
AUGCGCGAGCUCCUAUUGGCGCUGCGUCGGAGACAAGGUGCGGGCGGCCCGCCGUCGGUGCCCGUUGUAUAUAUAGGUGCGCGACGCAGAAGCGUAGCGGAUCCGUGCAGCGCAGUGUGCCAGCAGCCAUACCCUGAUAACCACAUGUCGUCUAAGAAAUCUACCAACCCGGCCGUGAACCUAGUUGCGGGCGGGACCGCGGGCCUGUUUGAGGCGCUCUGCUGCCACCCAUUGGACACGAUCAAGGUGCGCAUGCAGAUCUACAGGCGCGCGAACGAGGGCACGAAGCCCCCUGGGUUUUUGCGCACGGGGGCCAACAUCUACAGCGGGGAGGGCUUGCUGGCUUUCUACAAGGGCCUCGGAGCUGUGGUGAUCGGGAUCAUCCCUAAAAUGGCGAUCCGGUUUUCGUCAUACGAGUUCUACCGGACCUUGUUGGCGGACCGGCAGACGGGGGUGGUCUCGACGGGGAACACGUUCUUGGCCGGAGUGGGGGCGGGUGUCACGGAGGCCGUGCUGGUGGUGAACCCGAUGGAGGUUGUGAAGAUCCGGUUGCAGGCGCAGCACCUGCAUGGCGCUGCUGAGCAGCAGAAGUACAGAAACGCGAUCCAGGCCGCGUACUUGAUCGUCAAGGAGGAGGGGAUCGGCGCACUCUACCGCGGCGUGUCCUUGACGGCGGCGCGUCAGGCGACGAAUCAGGGUGCGAACUUCACCGUGUAUUCGAAGCUCAGGGAGCGGCUGCAGGAGUAUCACGGUAGCCAGAACCUCCCAUCGUGGGAGACCUCGUUGAUCGGUUUGGUGUCGGGCGCAAUCGGCCCGUUCUCAAACGCGCCGCUAGACACCAUCAAGACGCGCUUGCAGAAGGACAAGUCCACGCGUAACCUGUCCAAUUGGGUCCGCAUUACGACGAUUGGCCGCCAGCUCGUGCAGGAGGAGGGGUUCCGCGCGUUGUAUAAGGGCAUCACCCCGCGUGUUAUGCGUGUUGCGCCAGGCCAGGCCGUGACGUUCACGGUCUACGAAUUUGUGCGCAGGCACCUCGAGGGGCUGGGCCUCUUUGGCUCCGCCAAACCUAAGCCGAAGCCGCUUCACUAG